Messenger RNA from Penicillium macrosclerotiorum, 1527 nucleotides. Its product is annotated as cytochrome P450. Bases 1 to 1527 code for a protein of 508 amino acids. The transcript is spliced from 6 exons. Lineage: Eukaryota; Fungi; Ascomycota; Eurotiomycetes; Eurotiales; Aspergillaceae. The record is from RefSeq and is a predicted model, not a curated record. Gene Ontology annotation, molecular function: heme binding; iron ion binding; oxidoreductase activity, acting on paired donors, with incorporation or reduction of molecular oxygen, reduced flavin or flavoprotein as one donor, and incorporation of one atom of oxygen.
AUGACUGGUGUUAUUGGCGAUCAGAAUGGCUGUGAGAAAGCUCCUAGGCUCAAGAAUUGGUGGCCGCUGGGCAUCGAUCGCCUGAUACAAAUCUGGACCGCUGAUGCCGACCAGCGCUUGAUGGACCUCUUCACAUUUCAUUUCAGGGAUGUUGGCACUACUUUGGAGCAGAAGUUUUUAGGCACAAUUGCUUUUGGCACCAUAGAGCCUAGAAACCUUGAGGCCAUGAUGUCAUCCCAAGAGAAGGGUGCGACCCUCAGUCAUCCAAUGAUCAAGAACUUUGGAUUUGGUCUUCGUCGUCAGAUAUUUUUCCCGCUUCUCGGCGACGGCAUUUUCACACAGGAAGGUGAACCUUGGAAACAUUCCAGAAAGAUGCUUCAGCCACAGUUUGGCAAACAACAAUAUAACGACCUAGAGAUCUUUCAAGUCCAUAUUACUAAUCUCCUGGAUCGUAUCUCAGAACAUAGCGACCGUGUUGAUCUGCAAUCAUUAUUUUUUCGACUCACGCUCGACACUACAACGGAAUAUCUUUUUGGCAGAUCGGUCAACAGUCUCACUGAGAAGCAGGGCUCAAAAGACAGCAGCUUUGCCGAGGACUUCGACAUUGCGCAAAAUUAUGUUGUACAACGUUUUCGACUACUAGAUUUAUACUGGGUAAUUGGAGGCAGAAAGUUUAGAAAUGCAUGCAACUCGGUACAUCGAUUUAUUGACAGCUUCAUUGACUCGCGCUAUGAGAAGGCGGAAGACAGUCUGGAGGAGAAAAAUCGCUACGGCCUUUUUGAUGCCAUUGCAGAGAGCUCAACGGAUCGAAAGACUCUGAGGGCACAGCUACUAAAUGUUUUACUCGCUGGUCGGGAUACGACAGCUUGUCUCCUUACAUGGACAUUCUAUCACCUUGCUCAACGCCCAGAUGUUCUAUCUCGGCUUAAUGCGGAGAUUGAAACAAAGCUAAAUGGAAGGAUCGAAUUUACUCGGAACGAUCUGAAGAAAAUGGGAUACCUUGAAAAUGUGCUCAAAGAAAUUCUUCGUCUUUAUCCCUCAGUUCCAGUCAAUACGAGAACAGCCCACCGCACAACAGUCUUGCCAGUUGGCGGCGGUCCCGAUCGAAAAUCCCCGGUGCUUAUUCGCAAGGGCGAAAAUGUCGCCUUUUGUGUCUAUGCAAUGCAUCGCCGGGAAGAUCUCUACGGCCCUGAUGCCGAGGCAUUCAGGCCAGAGCGUUGGGAAGAUAAGGAUCUCCCCUUGUUUCAAAACACUAUAAGCAAACUAUGGGGGUAUUUACCUUUCAACGGUGGGCCUCGAGUCUGUUUAGGACAGGACUUUGCAUUGAUCGAGGCAUCAUGCACAGUGAUAAGAAUUCUGCAGAGAUACCCUCAGGUAGAACUAGCAAUGGAGGUCCCCCGGCGGGAUUGGGUUGGCUGGUCCAGCCAUGAGACCAAGGGCCGCCUAAAGACAGCAUACGAAAGGCAGAAAAUGACUCUGGUUUUAUCGCUGAAAGAAGGCUGCUGGGUAAAACUGUCUCGGCCAUGA